Chara braunii is the source of this 2059-nucleotide messenger RNA. Lineage: Eukaryota; Viridiplantae; Streptophyta; Charophyceae; Charales; Characeae. The record is from the annotation of a GenBank genome assembly.
GCAUCGAUCUUGUGAGAAGGGGUUGAAAAGUGGAGGUGGUGGGGGCUUGGGGCGCAGCGUGGCUGUCAUCAAUGUUGCAGAAACUGGGAAUUCGCUCUCGUUCUUCGGAGCAAGUAGUAGCGAGGGUGAAAGGGUAUCAUGAUUUAGCGAAGGAGUUGAUCUCCAAAGGGGUGGAUAAGGAGGAGAGGGGUCGGCCAAUGGAGGCGCUGCCUUUCUACAAACAAGGUUUGCAGGUCAUCCAGGAAGGUUUGGAAAUACCGAUCCCCAAGGACUCGGAGCUGACGGCGAGGCAGCGAGAGGAGAUCGAACGGUGCACAGGGGACGUACUGAAGUGGAACGCGGACGUGCAGGAACGUGUGCAGGUCAUCGAGAGCUUGGGAGCAUCGGAGUCCUCCGGGAGAGGAACGGCAGCAGCAGCAACAACAGCAGCAGCCUCGCCAAGAGCGGCGGCGCAGUCGCGGCCGUCAUGGGCGGGGGGAGGGGGGGGGGGGGGAGGAGGUAGCGGAGGAAGCGCAAGGCAGCCGCCGCAGUCGCUGGCAGCUGUUCCGCCAUCUCCAUCCACGCGGGGAAGAUCUGCUGCGGCAGUUUUGCCGAGCACGGCGGCGAGGGGAUCGGGGUUGUUGGCUGCGCGGGGAAGCGGAGCCAACCGCGGGCGCGCGCCGCCUCUGUCCAGCAGCAACGGUAAUAGGACAGCGGCAGGGGGAGGGCGCCUGUUGUCAUCAGGCAGGACGGUUGGCAGCGGACGCGGAGCAGCAGCAGCAGCAGCAGCUGCAGGAGGAGGAGGAGGAGGACGGAGCAGCAACAGGUCUUCUCCUACUCCUGGAGGUGCGCUUGUAAGAAGUGGGGGAGCAGGAGGGACAGGAGGAGGAGGAGGAGGAGGAGGGGGUGGGAACGCAAGUUUGGCGACGGCGGGGGGAAGGACCCGCAAUGGAGCGGCGGCCGUGGCAAGGAAUCCUGUGAGAGGCGUGGAUCCCAAGUUUGUGGAGAUGAUCGAGAGCGAAAUCGUCGACCGCAGUCCCUCGACGGACUGGGAAGAUAUCGCUGGUCUGGACCACGUGAAGCAAGUGCUGACGGAGAUCGUCAUCCUCCCUUCCCGCCGAUCUGAUCUGUUCAGGGGUUUACGGGCUCCAGCGAAGGGGAUCUUGUUGUACGGCCCCCCCGGGAACGGCAAGACCAUGCUGGCCAAAGCCGUGGCGCGGGCGGCAGGCGUGACGUUCUUCAGCAUCAGCGCGUCAUCCUUGACCUCCAAAUGGGUGGGAGAGGGGGAGAAGCUGAUGCGGGCCUUGUUCGCGGUGGCGGCGGCGAGGCAACCGUCCGUUAUAUUUAUCGAUGAGAUCGAUAGCAUAUUGUCGGUGAGGAGUUCGGGGGAGCACGAGGCGAGCCGGCGGCUGAAGACCGAAUUCCUUGUGCAGUUUGAUGGGAUGAAUAGUGGAGGGGAGGAGGACAGAGUGAUCGUGAUCGGGGCGACGAACAGGCCGGGGGAACUGGACGAUGCCGUCAGACGGCGGCUGGUUCGGCGCAUAUACAUUCCGCUGCCCGACGCCAAGGCGCGGAGAGCGCUGCUGACUCAUCUGCUCAAGGGGCAGGCCUUCUGUCUUCCCGAGAGGGAUCUGGAGAAGAUCGUGGUCGCCACGGAUGGGUACUCUGGCAGCGAUCUGCACGCGGUGUGCAGAGAAGCUGCGAUGCAACCGAUCAGAGAGUUAGGCUCUAGCGUCAGCACCGUGCAGGCCGAUGAGGUGAGACCCCUCGCCCUUGCGGAUUUUAAAGUCGCCCUCAAGGCCAUAAAACCUAGUGUGUCCAGGGCGCAGCUGGCGGCGUUCGAGCAAUUCAGUCUCGAGUUCGGCGCGGCGUGAGUGUGAAAGACACUGAUCGACGGAUGGCUGGCUCAGUUGGUUGCCGCCGGAUGAUUAUUGCCUCCCACCCAUCGAAUCGACCGGUUGUGUGUUGGUAGCACGGGCAAGGUCCCAAUUGCACGGAUUAAGAGAUUCUGGCCGUUGAUCUUUGCAAUCUACGGUCAAUGUCGCUUAAUUCGUGUAAGUGGGACCUAGCCCCAGGACGU